Molecule: messenger RNA, 357 nt
Organism: Dictyostelium purpureum
Lineage: Eukaryota; Evosea; Eumycetozoa; Dictyosteliales; Dictyosteliaceae
Exons: 2
Coding region: 1-357 (118 amino acids)
Biological process (GO): mitochondrial respiratory chain complex IV assembly
Cellular component (GO): mitochondrion
Source: RefSeq, a predicted model, not a curated record
AUGGCAACACCUGAAUCAAAAGUAAAGGAAGAGUAUGGAUCACCAUGUCAAGGAAUAAAGGAUAAUUUAGCUGAAUGUGUUAGAAAUAGCGAAUGUAUGGCAAAAGGUUUAACUUUUCAUGAAUGUAUCAAAUCUAAAGAUUUAGAUUCUGAAUGUAAAGAAUUAUUAUAUGCACUAUUUAAAUGUAGAAAAGAUAUGUAUGACCCAAGAAAUAGAUUCAGGGGAAAUGUAGCAUCAAUGGCAUAUAAUAAAGAAUUAUCAGAAAAGAAAAUGAAACAACAAAAAGAGGAAAGUGAAAAAAAAGAUAAUAAUGAUAGUAGCAAAACCAAUAGUAAUAGUAACAAUGAAAACAAUUAA